GUAUUAACUAUGUCUCGUGUACGUAAAGAUUUAUCGCUCGCGCAAAAAUUAGAAAUUAUCGACAAGAUUAAAUUACAGCCACCAGGCUGUAGUACUCGUUGUCUUUCGGAAAUUUUAGGAAUACCGAAAUCAACAAUCGCACGAAUUCAACUUCAAGAACAGAUUUUGCGAGAACAAGCUCUUAGCCAAGUGACAACACGGAAAAGGAAACGAGAGGGUAAAGAUUCAGAUGUAGAUGAGGCACUGACUCAGUGGUUUACACUGGCUACUAGCCGGGGCGUUCAAGUGUCAGGUUCCAUAUUAAAAGUUAAAUCCGAAGACCUUGCUAGAAAAGUUGGUAACGACGAAUUCAAAGCCACCGAAGGUUGGUUAUCUAGGUGGAAAGUAAGACACGACAUAAAAUUUAAAAGAGCACAUGGCGAAAAAGCUAGUAUAAAUUCUGAUGGGGCCGAUGAAUGGAAACUUACAAAACUUCCACAGAUUCUUGCAAAAUGUUCUCUCGAAGAUGUUUAUAAUGCAGAUGAAACCGGAUUAUACUAUCGUGCAACACCAGAUGGUUCUCUAUGUUUUAAACACGAAUUGAUAGCUGGAUCAAAAAAAGCUAUGGAGAGAAUAACUCUACUGUGUUGUGUGAACGUAAGUGGGACUGACAAAAAAAAGCUCUUAAUGAUCGGAAAAAGUAAAAAACCACGUUGUUUUCAACAAAUUUCUUUACAAAAAUUACCAGUUGAGUAUCACUCAAAUAAAAAUGUAUGGAUGACUUCGGCCAUUUUUAUCGAAUGGUUGCAACGUUGGGAUACGGAGUUGGACAAAACAAAAAAGGCUAUAUGCCUCAUCUUAGACAACUGUACUGCCCAUCCUAAUGUAUCUUUGAAAAACAUCAAAUUUGAAUUUUUACCUCCUAAUUCAACGUCACUAAUUCAGCCUUUAGAUAUGGGUGCUAUCCAAAAUUUAAAGGUUAAGUAUAGAGCAACACUGGUCAAUUACAUUUUAGAAAAGAUUGAAGACAAUUUACUUGAAUCACAAUCAACGGCAAUAGAUAUCAGUAAAAAAAUUAAUAUCCUGCAAGCAAUUCAAUUCAUUUCAGACAGCUGGCGUGAUGUAAGCAGUCAGACGAUAAAAAAUUGUUUUCGCAAAUGUGGUUAUCAUACCAUCGAUCAACAAUUAGAACCAAAUUCCGAAGAAUAUGAUAUUGUAAGAGCACUGAACAACGUAGAAUUUGAACAUCUGGAUUCAAAUGUGCAAUGCUAUGACCAAAACGAAAACGUUGAUGAUGCAAUUAUACAAUCCAUACAAGAUAAACAUGAUUCGGAUGAAGAUACAGACGAGGAACCAGAUCCACCAAUUCGACUACAGGAGGCAAAGAAAUGUUUGGAAACAUUGAGACUAUUUUUUCUUCAACAAGAAAAUGAGGGAAGCCCCAUAAAUGCUUUGGAUGCUUGUUCGGACUACAUUCGUCAACAAUCAAUAAUACGCAAGAAACAAAGUAAUAUUCAUAGUUUUUUUAAAUAA
Cinara cedri is the source of this 1512-nucleotide messenger RNA. NCBI's taxonomy places the organism in Eukaryota, Metazoa, Arthropoda, Insecta, Hemiptera, Aphididae. The record is from the annotation of a GenBank genome assembly.